Molecule: messenger RNA, 771 nt
Organism: Macadamia integrifolia
Lineage: Eukaryota; Viridiplantae; Streptophyta; Magnoliopsida; Proteales; Proteaceae
Exons: 1
Coding region: 275-604 (109 amino acids)
Source: RefSeq, a predicted model, not a curated record
AUUGUCAAGCAGCCAAACAGCGAAACAGAGAACACCGAACACCCCACACGGCCACACCCCUGACUUGUGUCAAGAAACCUCGAGAAACUCCAGGCGUCGAUUAGUAAAAGAUCGAUACUUGGGAAUUGCAGAAAAGAGAGAGAGAAGAAAAGCAUAGAGCCACCAGUUCUGUUCUCUAGUCUUGGCGUUUAUUUAAAUCAAAUUGAGGAACCCUAAAAAGAGUAGAAAAAGAAGUGAAAAGGGAAAAUCAGAAACAGAGAAUUAAGAAGCAGAGAUGUUCUUCUUCUUCGUGGGUGGAUUAGAGCAACAAGUACGUCAGGUUCUGAAGACCGGUGUUGGUCGCUGCAUCAACUGCGGUUCUCCGGCUGAUCUGGUGGAUUAUGAGAAAGUUCUGAAGGUUUUCUUUCUUCCUGUUUGGCGUUGGCCUGGUAAAGAGCCUCUAACGUAUUGUAGAAACUGCAAUCUCUUCUUCCCUGAUUCGGUAUCUCUUCCUCCAACCUCUUCGUCUCCUUCCACGCUCACUGAUAUUCUUCGUUGUCACUCUUGUGCUCGUGUCGUUGAUCCUGAUUUCAGCUUCUGCCCUUACUGUGGUUCAGCUCUGUAAUUUCCUUUUCAUGUCUCAGAUGAGGAGGAUCGAGUGGAAAAGAGGAUGGCUUGCUUCUUUGUCAUCUUUUGGGGGAAAGGGAAGUUAGGGUUUCUUUAUGUACAGGCGUUUCUGUGUUUGAUAAUAAUGUGAUCUUCCAAUGAAUAAUAACGAAAUUUUUGUUGUUA